CCGCCUUGUCCUUUCAUUGACACACCGCAAGAGGGCAGCACUCGACCUUCGUAAAUUCGAGAAUGGACAGUUCAGAGUACGAAUUGUUCCGCAACAUGACGCUUCUAUUCUUCUUCGAACGUCUGAUGGACAAAGGAGGACCUCGGACUUUGCACGACCUAAGUUGCCAAUUCGGAGCGAAAGGGUUCACGAAGGAAAUGAGGCAGAUAGCAGGGGGAUCCCGAAGUGGCCUUAAGAAAUUCCUGUCCCAAUACCCAGUCUUGUUCCUUAUCGACGGUGAUUACGUGAACGUGAACUCCUUUCAGACCAUCGCCGAGGAGGACAAUGGGUCUAAAUCUUCAGCCAAAAGAGAUUACGCCCAGGAAGCUGUCGAGUACUUUUCCAACAAACUCAUGCAAUAUGGAGCGGGAACGGAAGUGCCGAUUAGGAGCCUCCUGGGUCAUAGGUCACAGGCUUCCCCCGAGGUCAGACAUAUUUCCGGACAGCACUACAAGGAGUUCAGAGACUUCCUUACGAGAUAUCCGGACUCUUUCUUGGUCACCGAUGAUGAUAACAUCAUCCUGAAGCAGUACGAAGGGAUGAAGUUCGAGUCCAUCCACCAAGCUGAACCGGAAAUAUCGAUUGAUCCCGAUCUGACCUCUGAGUUACUUCAGGUCUGCACGCGAUACAUCGAGGAAAGGGGACCAGCACUCGUCGACCAGCUCUUCAACGCAGUUACCGACAAAAUCCCGCACAGCUCUUGGGCUCCGAUCUGCAAAACGCCGCAAGACUUAUCGACCUUCCUGAAGAUGUUCCCAGACUCGUUCCACAUCCAACGGAAUCUCGUCACCCUUGUCAAGCGACUGAAAGUGUACAGCGCCACCGACGGAGAGAAGCCGAAGCAUAUGAACGUCGAGACGCAACACACCAGCUCCCAAAAUCAAAUUUGCAUACAGAGUCAAGAUACGGAGAGCCAGGAUGCGUCUUGUAACACUUCUCCGUCGCAUUCUAUCACCGAUGGCCAUCCUCAGUCCCAUAACUCGAUGCCGUUGCAAGUUUCCCAGUCCCUUAAGCAAAGGAUUAAUAUGCUAGUUAUGAAGACCCUUGUAGAUAACACCGAUAAGGACCGCAGUAUUCAGAGCGCUCAAGUCGGCGAUGCUUGGAAGCUCAGGGUCCUUCAACAGACGAGAACUGUUAGCAACGCGAAGGAAUGCCUUCAGAUUGUCACUGACAUCAUGAAUCCCCGGAAAACGCCACCUGAUGGGAAAAAUGUUAUCUCUUUUGAUUGCGAAGGCAUUAAUCUGGGAUUCAAAGGACAACUCACGCUUGUACAGAUCGGGACCAUGCAAGGAUGUGCUUAUGUCUUCGAUUUGCUGACUUGUCCUAAUCUGAUGCAAGCAGGGGGACUGCAAAGCCUACUUGAGAGCGAGGAUGUCAUUAAGGUUGUUCACGACUGUAGAAACGACAGCGUGAAUUUAUUCACCCAAUUUGGCAUCACAUUGACGAACGUCUUCGAUACGCAGGCGGUGCAUGCAGUACUUCAGUUUCAAGAAACCGGGAAGCCUGUCUACAAAGUGAAGAACGUCAAUCUCAAUGCACUUUGUGAAUUGUACAAUGCCCCGUGCAAUCCUCUGAAGGAGCAGCUCAAGAACAUUUAUCGGAGAGAUCAGAGAUAUUGGGCCCGAAGGCCUUUGACUCGAGACAUGUUGAUAUAUGCAAGUUGCGACGUAUUGAGUCUUGUUCCACAAAUAUACACCACCAUGUCUAG
Orussus abietinus is the source of this 1747-nucleotide messenger RNA. RefSeq lists its product as uncharacterized. Gene Ontology annotation, biological process: nucleobase-containing compound metabolic process. Lineage: Eukaryota; Metazoa; Arthropoda; Insecta; Hymenoptera; Orussidae. Gene Ontology annotation, molecular function: nucleic acid binding; 3'-5' exonuclease activity. The record is from RefSeq and is a predicted model, not a curated record.